Molecule: messenger RNA, 1581 nt
Organism: Colletotrichum abscissum
Lineage: Eukaryota; Fungi; Ascomycota; Sordariomycetes; Glomerellales; Glomerellaceae
Product: eburicol 14-alpha-demethylase
Exons: 3
Coding region: 1-1581 (526 amino acids)
Molecular function (GO): monooxygenase activity; iron ion binding; oxidoreductase activity, acting on paired donors, with incorporation or reduction of molecular oxygen
Source: RefSeq, a predicted model, not a curated record
AUGGGUCUCCUCCAAGAAGUCGCGGGACCGGUGUCCCAGCAGUUCCAGACUUUGGGAACUGCGUCGCAAGUCGCAAUCGUCUUCGCUGCUGUCGUGGUCGUCUCUGUCAUCCUCAACGUCGCAAACCAGAUCCUCUUCAAGAACAAGAAUGAGCCUCCCAUGGUCUUCCACUGGUUCCCCUUCAUCGGCAGCACCGUCAUCUAUGGCAUGGACCCCCCAGCUUUCUUCAAGGCCAACCGCGAAAAGUUUGGCGAUGUUUUCACUUUCGUUCUCCUCGGCAAGAAGACCACGGUCGCUCUCGGAACUCAGGGCAAUGACUUCAUCCUCAACGGCAAGCUCAAGGAUGUGAAUGCUGAGGAUAUCUACACUGUUUUGACCACUCCCGUUUUUGGACGCGAUGUUGUCUACGACUGCCCCAACGCCAAGCUCAUGGAGCAGAAGAAGUUCAUGAAGAUUGCCCUCACCACUGAGGCCUUCCGCUCCUACACCCCCAUCAUUGCCGACGAGGUUACCAACUACUUCAAGCGCAGCCCUGACUUCAAGGGCAAGUCUGGCGUCGUCAAUCUGCCCCCCAAGCUGGCCGAGAUCACCAUUUUCACCGCCUCCCACGCUCUUCAGGGCGCCGAGAUCCGCAACAAGUUUGACGAGUCCCUUGCCUCUCUCUACCACGACCUCGACAUGGGCUUCACCUCCAUCAACUUUGUGCUGCACUGGGCUCCUCUCCCCUGGAACAAGAAGCGUGAUCACGCCCAGCGCACCGUUGCUCAGAUCUACAUGGAUGAAAUCAAGCAGCGCCGCGAGCAAGGCCGCACCGACGGACUCGAUAUCAUGACCCAUCUGAUGAACUCUACCUACAAGAACGGCACCAAGGUCCCCGACCACGAGAUCGCCAACAUGAUGAUUGCCCUCCUCAUGGCCGGCCAGCACUCUUCCUCCUCCACCAGCUCUUGGAUCAUGCUUCGUCUCGCCCAGUACCCUCAGAUUAUGGAGGAGCUCUACGAGGAGCAGGUCCGUGUUCUCGGCGCCGACCUUCCUCCCCUGACCUACGAAGACCUCGCCAAGCUGCCCCUUAACCAGGCCAUCAUCAAGGAGACUCUUCGCCUGCACGCCCCCAUCCACUCCAUCAUGCGCGCCGUCACAUCUCCCAUGCCCGUUCCCGGUACCAAGUACGUCAUUCCUACCAGCCACACCCUCCUCGCCGCUCCUGGUGUCUCUGGCUCCGACCCCGUCUACUUCCCCGAGCCCGAGGAAUGGAACCCCCACCGCUGGGACGCCGACUCUCCUAUCGCCCCCAGACUCGGACGCCCCGAAGAUGCCGAUGAUGAGAAGAUCGAUUACGGUUACGGCUUGGUCAGCAAGGGUGCCGGAUCGCCUUACCUCCCAUUCGGCGCUGGUCGUCACCGCUGCAUCGGUGAGCACUUUGCCAACCUGCAGCUGCAGACCAUUACCGCCAUGAUUGUCAGAGAAUUCAAGUUCCGCAACGCCGAUGGCAGCAAUAAGAUCAACGGCACAGACUACGCCUCCCUUUUCUCACGGCCAUUGGAGCCCGCCAACAUCUACUGGGAGAAGCGCAACCCCUAG